This is a messenger RNA of Amphiprion ocellaris (clown anemonefish), 1705 nucleotides long. RefSeq lists its product as uncharacterized. The record is from RefSeq and is a predicted model, not a curated record. The transcript has 6 exons. NCBI's taxonomy places the organism in Eukaryota, Metazoa, Chordata, Actinopteri, Pomacentridae. Bases 1 to 909 code for a protein of 302 amino acids.
AUGGCUGCACCCAAUGAUGGUGCCACACCGAACCAAGCCACCACGGGAGCAAGCAGGGAGUGGAAGACGGUGCAGUUUCAAGAUGUCAUCAUGUUGCUGAAGGUGAAAUACCAGAGUACCAAAAAGUACAUCAGAUUACAGUCAGGUUUCACCUUUUUGGAUUUCAUCAAUGAAGUCAAAAACAAGUUUGGGCUUCCUGAUGACACUGAACUUGAUGUUUUUGAUGAAAACGACACAGCAGUGGAGGAAGACAUCUUUCUUGAACUGAUAGAGGCCAAUCCGGACUUAUGCCUGACACUGAAUCAAGACUUCCUGCUGCUGUUUGGAGCUGAAACAGCCUCCAAGAUGCUUGAGAAGUGGGACACAGCAUUCAGGCCCAAAGUUAUCAAAGAGGCCAAACACUUGACUCAGUCAACUGAGCUGUGCCGACUUCUGAAAGCUGCUGAGAAACUCACAGAGAACGAUGACACAAACUGGGACAGUGACAUGGCUUCUCUGCUGCUCCUUCUCCAUCUCUUGCCACCCACAGCUGGACAGAAGAGGGCCAAGAUAACUUGCAGUAAUGCAGUGGACAAAAUGGUUCACUUUCACAAGUCAUGCUGCAGCAUCGAUGAACACCUGCGAGGAAGUGAGGGUAAACAACCAUAUAUCCUUGCUGCUGGCCGAACCCAGAACAGGAUUGACACUUUCUACAUCGUCGUGGACAAACAGCUCAUCCCCUGCCAAGCUGCCAACUCGUUGGGUGCUUUUGAUGAACUAUUUAAAUCCCACUAUGUGUUCAACCUAUCUUAUGAUGAGUCUCUGGUCCAGCUCUACACUUUUGUGCAGACAACAAUCUAUAACACUGAUGUUACCACAACAGAAGAGUCACCAAGAGUUUGUGAGUUACGUGCAAAACUCAUCAACUAAAACACUGAAAAAAUGUUUAAGUGCUUCAUUUGUCAAGCUGUGCAUGUUCUCUGCCAGUCCUUGAUAACUCAUCUAAGCACUGAUCACAGUUUCUAUCAUAGCACCAGGUUUAAGUUGGUUUGUUCACAAGAUCGUUGUAGGCGUCAGUUUUCAACAUAUUCGUGUUUCAAAAAACAUCUAAUUAGUGCUCAUGAGACGGGUUCUUGUCAAAGUGGUGAUGCAGCAAACUUAGUCAUUUCAAGCUAAUUUUAAUUAAUAAAAAAGAUACUUCUUGUCAACAAUGUUAUCCACUUCCUGGUGAACAAGGUUGUGGUUGAUAAUUUCAGUGAGCAUUUUCAUGCUUACCAAGUAUAUGAAAGUGAUGAGAAAGAUGUUAUUAAAGCAGACAGUCUUGAAAUAUAUAAGCCUUUUGACUUCCAAAGUGCUUAUGGUGGAGAUGAGAGCCUCUAUAUUGUACCAUUAUUUUCUUUGUAAAUGUGCACAUAGAGUUAAGUUGUGCCCAACUCCCAUGAUGCUAGGAAGUUGGGUUUUUUUGUCCUGAAUUAAAAAAAAAAAAGAUACAUUUGUUGUAAUGAUUAAUUGUACUUGAUCACUGUAAAGUGGCUUGUGGGUCAACACUUUUAAACUUCUGUAAGCACAGGUGGUAAAGAGAUUUACAGCAUGAUAGUGUUCAUAACUGUUUUUCUGUAGCCUUGCAGGUGACUAGUAGCAUUUUCAGAUUUGGUGAAAACAUGUAUCCUUUUAUUAUGGUGAUAAACACUUAAAAAUACACUUUCAUGUGUAAUAAGACAACACA